Molecule: messenger RNA, 998 nt
Organism: Gopherus flavomarginatus (Mexican gopher tortoise)
Lineage: Eukaryota; Metazoa; Chordata; Testudines; Testudinidae
Exons: 3
Coding region: 1-960 (319 amino acids)
Source: RefSeq, a predicted model, not a curated record
AUGAUAGACACUCAGAGUUCCUGGGCCUUCAGAACAGACAAACCAAAAAUAUUCAGAUAUUCAGAGCUGUUUGACCUGGAUCUCUUUGGUGAAGAAACCACUCAGCUUGGGGAAAUGCUUCUGAGCAGGAUUGGAAAGGAACAGUAUGACUACUGGAGAGAACUGAUUAAAAUAACAAAUCUGUGUCAUAAGAGAGAGAGAGAAAAAAAAAAGCAUUGGCCACCAUUUAGCAGGGAGAAGUGGGGGGGAGUUGUAGAGGACAGCGACAGUGAGGCUACUGGCGUGGAGGGAGACACCCCGGAGUCCCAGUACACAUGCAGCCAGGAGCUCUUCUCAAGCCAGGAGGAGGCUAGCCAGUCGCAGCAGCUGGAAGUUGAUGGUGAGGAAGAAACUGAGGAUCGUGCUCGGGUGACCUUGACUACUGCAGCCGGAUCACCGGCCUCACGUAGGUUGCAGAACUUGAGACGGAAUCCUAGAAAAUCAAAAGAGGAAUUGAUCAAAUCUGUUAUGAGCCACUACAACAGAGAAAGUAGGAAGACACAGGAAUGGAGAGAGAAGAUGUAUGAAUGGAGACAGAGUGUACAUGAAUGGAGGCAAACAGAAAGCAGGAGAAAGGAAUUGUCUGCCAAAAAAACCACAAAGCAGAUGAUAAGCCUCCUGGCUCGCCAAACUGAGUCUUUUGAGUCUCUUGUAGCCAUGCAGACAAAUAUGUACCAUUGUAACCCACAGCCCUCCCAAAGCCCUCUUCCUUGUUCCCCAGUAUUUCCACAAAACAACUUUCUCCAGCAGCCAGUUCCUUAUUAUCCCCAGCUGCCCCCAACACCUGUACGAUCACCUACCAGCCCUGAUAACUAUAAUUCUUACCCUGUUCACUCCACCCCAAUUAUUCUGCAGCAUAGUAAUCCUGAAGUGCAGCAGACAUUGAAUAGUGAUCAAAAUAGGACAUAUUCAAACCUGUGAAUGUACAGUCCACCACCCCAACCCCCUUGCCUUUUAUG